Molecule: messenger RNA, 162 nt
Organism: Plasmopara halstedii
Lineage: Eukaryota; Oomycota; Peronosporomycetes; Peronosporales; Peronosporaceae
Exons: 2
Coding region: 1-162 (53 amino acids)
Source: RefSeq, a predicted model, not a curated record
AUGAAGCUCACUCCGUCAUUGACAAUGCACAGGGAAGGCCGGACUCGUGAUAAGACUGAUGUCUUUACGCUCAAGUCCAGAAUGUGUGUUAUCCAUCACAGCUGGAUGGAGACCAGUUGUUAUGUCGCGUUUCGUUUAACUGAAGCAUCAACGUGCGUUUGA